Acanthosepion pharaonis is the source of this 1080-nucleotide messenger RNA. Lineage: Eukaryota; Metazoa; Mollusca; Cephalopoda; Sepiida; Sepiidae. The record is from the annotation of a GenBank genome assembly.
AUGUUCAGGUUUUUUUUCACCCACGUCCCGUUUGUCUUUAUCCCCAUCUCUGUAGCUUUGAUAUUUAUCGAUCAUUUGCCUGUCAGCAUUUAUUUCAUUCCCCAUAGAUUUAUCAAUCCAAUUCAUAUUGGUAUCACUACAGAAGUUUCAAUUCCUUCGACCUCAUUAUUUCGCUACAUCAUAGGAUCUAUCUAUCUAUCUAUCUAUCUAUCUAUCUAUCUAUCUAUCUAUCUAUCUAUCUAUCUAUCUAUCCCAGUCUCCGUACAUCUAUCUAUCUAUCUAUCUAUCUAUCUAUCUAUCUAUCUAUCUAUCUAUCUAUCUAUCCCAGUCUCCGUACAUCUAUCUAUCUAUCUAUCUAUCUAUCUAUCUAUCUAUCUAUCUAUCUAUCUAUCUAUCUAUCUAUCCCAGUCUCCGUACAUCUAUCUAUCUAUCUAUCUAUCUAUCUAUCUAUCUAUCUAUCUAUCUAUCUAUCUAUCCCAGUCUCCGUACAUCUAUCUAUCUAUCUAUCUAUCUAUCUAUCUAUCUAUCUAUCUAUGUUUAUUCGUGCACUAUUUUCAUAUGUCUAUAUCUACGCCUUUCUGUCCAUAUCUAUCUACGUAUCUAUUCCACAUCUCCGUACAUCUAUCUAUCUAUCUAUCUAUCUAUCUAUCUAUCUAUCUAUCUAUCUAUCUAAACGCGUUACUUCUUCAUCAUUGGCAUAUUUUUAUCAUAAAAAGAAUUUCUGAUACCAGUCAAGCUUUCACAUUCCACUAUCUUUUGUCACCAUCACAGCUCCACCUCGAGGCAAAGGAAGAAACGAAAUGUCAUCGUUUUCCUCCUAACUUACUUUAUACCAACACGAUAUCAAUCCUAACUGCGAACAUUCUUUUCAUUAUUAUUAUUAUUAUUAUUUUCUUCUUCUUCUUCUUCUUAUUAUUAUUAUUAUUAUUAUUAUUAUUAUUAUUAUUAUUAUUUCUUCCCUUUUUUCUUUCCAUUUUUUGCUUUCGUUUCUACGUACAAAUGUUAUCUUUUACUUUCAACAAUAUAAUUUUUUCCAAAUUCUUUCUUCCGUUUUUAUUCAUUUUCUUUCCUCGUAUUUAA